AUUCAAAUGAAAAAAAUGAAUGAAGUAAAACUCACAAGGGCCCACACAUCAACCAAAUUCAAAGAUGUUUGCCUUGAACAAAAAAAAAAAAAAAAAAAAAGAAAAAAGAAAAAAACCCAAACAAUUCACGAACUCAAAACAUACGAUGAUGGUGUGUUCCUUGUCACCAUCAUCUUCUCCAGCACGCACUCCAAAAUCUUCACUUCACAGUAAUCCAAGAACCCUAAUCAGCAAAAUCAAGAACCAGAAAGUACUUAUCGCCGCCUCUUCAAAUUUUCAUCGAACAAGAUUUCCCUUCAGUCGUGGCAUCUUUGUUGAUUCUCCUUCGAGGGCACUGGUCAAAUGCUUGUCAAAGGAACCAUCUUCCAAUGUACAAGAAAAUCAGCAGCCGGUACAACAAGCUGAUGCAGAGGAACAAGUUCGUGGAUUUGAGAGUCUGUUUUCAAACGUUAAUCAAGCCACACUCAAAAGGGAACCUGGAAGCUUAAGCAGUUCGAUUUUCCUUGUUGCUGGUACAACUGUAUGUGUCAAUGGCCAGGAGAACCUCUCGGAAACACCUGGAGUACAAAUUGCUUGCUGGUCGUACAUUUUCAUCCACUACGCCCUCCUCGUUGCUUACGUGGCUCGUUCUUCAGAUAUUUUGACAAACUUCCUCGGCAUCCCCACAUGGGAAACCGCAACUUUGUUUUCACUUCUCUUUGGAGGUCUUUGCUACUUUGGAAGCCAACGUAUUAUUGGAGCGGUAAACGGUGGUCUAGUACUCGGCAUCAUUGUCACAUUCACAGCUCUUGUGGUAGUUGCAAGUGGAGAUUUACACUGGGAUGCUCUUUUGAGAACCAACUUAGAAGCUGCGCCUCGAAGUAUACCUAUUAUCGCACUUUCUUUUGUCUAUCAUAACGUAGUGCCGGUUCUUUGUACGAAUCUUGAAGGCAACUUAUCUAAAGUAAGGACCGCAAUUGUUCUUGGCACAGUUAUUCCACUCGUUUUAUUUUUAAUAUGGAAUGCCGUAAUUCUCGGGACUAUUACAACUCCUGAAAUUGGCUCGACUGCGAUUAUCGAUCCACUACAGCAAUUGCGUUCAUCGAACGGAGUUAUUGGGCCAAUAGUGGAUGUGUUCUCAGUUCUUGCAAUUGCUACGUCUUAUAUCGGAUUUGUUCUAGGUCUCUCCGAUUUCCUUACCGACUUGCUGAAACUUCCGAGCGGUCGGAACAUGCCUCUGCCGUAUGUACUAACCCUACUUCCACCAUUGGUGUUAUCUUUGCUCGAUCCAGAAAUAUUCUUUAAAGCAUUGGAUUUUGCCGGAACAUACGGAGUGUUGGUGCUUUUUGGAGUUCUUCCUGCAGCAAUGUCGUGGUCAGAUCGGUACUCGAAACCGUCCGAAAUUACGAAAGUGCCCCUGCUGGUUCCCGGAGGAAAACUCACUCUCUCACUUGUAAUCGGAGGUGCGGGGAUUGUUAUUCUUACCGAACUAAUCGAGAAUUUCGGACAUGCGUAGGCGUAGAGAUUCGAACAAUGUAUAACCCCUCGUCAAGGUUAGAUGCCGAUUUCGGAGAAAAUAUAUCAAAUUAUGUAUAGACAUUUUUAAUUAUGUUUUUUUUUUCAAUGAUAAUAUGUUUAUCUAUCUGUGAAAACUGGCCUGAAAAUAAUUGACUUUGUAAGUGUAACUGUGUGUGUAAGCACGUGUGGAAAUUGGAUCCAAAUUCGGCCGAUUUCGGGCCGAAUUUUUUCGAUUUUGUAAGAAAAAAAUUCAUUCCAAA
Erythranthe guttata (spotted monkey flower) is the source of this 1757-nucleotide messenger RNA. The record is from RefSeq and is a predicted model, not a curated record. Lineage: Eukaryota; Viridiplantae; Streptophyta; Magnoliopsida; Lamiales; Phrymaceae.